CCUUAUUCAAGAUGUACAGAAAGUUGCUCCCCGGGUUAUGCCAAGCUUGUGAGAGAGGGAGCCCCAGUUUGCUGCUACGAGUGUUCUCUGUGUAUGGAAGGAACAUUCUCUGAGCAAGAAGAUGCAGCCCAUUGUGAAAAGUGUCCAGAUGACCAGUAUUCCAAUAAGAAGCGAGAUCAGUGUGUCCCCAAAAAUAUAAGCUUCUUAUCCUAUCAAGAAUUGUUGGGACUCAUCCUGGCUUUCAUUGCCAUCGCUUUGUCCCUAAUCACCGCCUUUAUUCUGGGAAUCUUCAUGAAAUACCGAGACACUCCCAUAGUCAAAGCCAACAACUGUGAACUCACCUACAUCCUCCUGGUUUCACUCCUGCUUUCUUUCUUGACCUCCCUUCUAUUCAUCGGUCGCCCCAUGAAAAUGACCUGUCUCCUUCGACAAACCAUUUUCAGUAUUGUUUUCUCAGUUGCUGUGUCUUCCUUGCUGGCCAAGACUGUCAUGGUGGUGGUGGCCUUUCUGGCCACAAAGCCAGGCAGCAGCAUGAGGAAAUGGCUGGGCAAGAGUCUGGCCAACUCUAUUGUUUUAUCCUGCUCUGGUGUUCAAGUAGGCCUCUGUAUGAUGUGGCUGGGAGUCUUUCCCCCAUUCCCAGAUUCUGACUUUCAUUCCCAACCAGAACACAUCCUGCUGCAGUGCAAUGAAGGCUCUGUCACCAUGUUCUACUCUGCUCUUGGCUACAUGGGUUUUUUGGCUGCCAUCUGUUUCUUGGUGGCAUUUCUGGCUCGAAACCUGCCAGGGGCUUUUAAUGAAGCCAAACUGAUCACCUUCAGCAUGUUGGUUUUUUGUAGUGUUUGGAUCUCCUUUGUUCCCACAUAUCUGAGCACCAAGGGGAAAUACAUGGUAGCCGUGCAGAUCUUCUCCAUCCUGGCCUCUGGCCUGGGUUUACUGGGCUGCAUCUUUAUCCCCAAAUGCUACAUUAUUAUCCUGAGACCUGACAUGAACACCAAAGAACAUCUCAUGAUAAAAAAUCAUUAGGUUUCUUUAUUUUGAUGUUUAUUUUUGUACAUUUACAUGCAGCAUGAAAUCACUUACUUUGAAGUAAUGUUUCAUGUGUUGUUGCUUAUCUUUCUUCAUUCCAUGCGAAAUUUUUAUUAUAAUAAUUGAGUAGUAAAAUUGCUAAAACAACUCAAACUAUUUGAAAUAAUCAUAUCCUUCAAUUGUCAUAAUCUGAGUUCAUAUUAUGACAUUAAUAAAAUUUCUGAAACCAAGCCAGUUAAAUUGUGACCAGAGAUGUUCUAAUAUGGUUUUAGAUUAAAUUAAAGACUAUGGCUAUUUUUUAAAAAAGUUUUUUUUUAAAUUUUUUACACAAACACACAUACAAACAUACAAUGUAUUUUUUCUGAACAGAGUAUUUGGCCAGUUGACAAAUUUAAACAGUUUUUAGUCAUUUCAACUAAAUUACAAUUUCUAUACUUCCUUUUUGCCAUAAUAUUUAUUCUCUCUAUUUUUAAAAAAAAAAUA
Molecule: messenger RNA, 1509 nt
Organism: Pantherophis guttatus
Lineage: Eukaryota; Metazoa; Chordata; Lepidosauria; Squamata; Colubridae
Source: RefSeq, a predicted model, not a curated record